AUGCGCACUUGUCCCCCUCGUCUUUUUGAAGCGGCCCAGAAUUCUUUUGAUGUGGUUUUUCGAGCUUCUUUGGAGCGCAUUGUAACUGCUUCGGGGUUAGGUUUUGGUGAUUGGCAAUGGCGACUUGCCAGCUUACCUUUUGCUUAUGGUGGACUGGGUUCAGUGGGUGAUGUUCGGCACUAUGCUUUCCUUGCGUCGCGUUUUGCAGUCUUCUGGUCUUCAGGCUAUGCUUCUUCACAAUUAUGCAAGGGAUUCACUCCUCGUUAUUGGGAGUGGUUGUGUCAAGGGGAAGGGUUACCUGAAUCCUCAGUAGAAGGCCAAUCAAAUGAAUAUCGUGAUAUGGUUACGGAUGCUGUUGGUCAUAAUUAUGAUCGAUCGGGUACUGAAGCUGUAGAGGAGGAGCCUAACGCUGAAGCAAAGCGUUUUCUUGAUUUAUUGAAGGCGUCUGAACAUCCAUUGUAUGAAGGGAGUUCGAUGUUGGUUUUGGAGGUGGCGGCAAGAAUUACUAGCUUAAAGUGUGAGUACAAUUUGCCGCACAGGUGUGUUGAUGGGUUCGUUUCAUUGUUGACAGAAGCGAUCCCUGGCAACAGCCGUUUGGGUGAGACAUUCUACGAUGUUAAGAAGGUUGUUAAGGGGUUGGAGCUGCCGCAUGAAAAGAUUCAUGCAUGCCCCAAGGGAUGUAUGUUGUUUUGGAAAGAGGAUGCUGAGCUUCCUACAUGUAGAGUGUGUGGCAGUGAUCAAUACAAAAGAACUGUUAAAGGCAGCUUAGUUCCAAAUAAUGCGCUAUUUUAUUUCCCGAUCACAUCUAGGUUGCAAAGGAUGUUUGCAACGAAGAACAUUUCAGAGGAAAUGAGUUGGCAUGCAAAUAAUCCUCGUGUCAAAGGCACGAUGGCACACCCUAGUGACACUGAAGCUUGGAGACAGCUUGAUACCUGCUUCCCAGAGUUUGCCUCGGAUCCACGGAAUGUUCGACUAGGGCUGUGUACAGAUGGUUUUGCUCCUCAUGUUCAUGUUCUUGUCACUGAUAGUCCCUGGUCCCAAAACCCGAAGGGAAAUUUAGAUAUGUACAUGCAACCACUGAUACAAGAGCUGAAACAGUUGUGGGAAGUUGACGCAAGUACUUAUGAUAUAUCAAAGAAACAAAAUUUCAAUUUAAGAGCAGCCAUCCUAUGGACCAUUAGUGACUUCCCUGCAUAUGGUAAGUUGUCUGGAUGGUCCACAGCUGGUAAGAAGGCUUGCCCGUACUGCAUGGAAAAAAGCAAGGCAUUUUGGUUACAGCAUGGCGGAAAAGUUUCGUGGUUUGAUUGUCAUCGUCAAUUUCUUCCUGCAGAUCAUCCUUUCCGAAAAAGUAAAACAGCAUUUUGCAGAAACAGAGUUGAAAAAGGCUCACCACCGCACAUCAUGUCAGGGGCGGAACUUUGGGAAUGUGUGAAAGACCUUCCGAGGGCCACCGAUGGGCCCGAAUCACUGCAAGAGUUGAAAAAGGAAAAGAAAGGGUGGUUGAAGCAAAGUUGCCUGUGGGAGCUUCCGUAUUGGAAGCAUUUGCUGAUUCGUAACAACUUAGAUGUCAUGCACAUUGAAAAAAACUUCUUUGAUCAUAUAUUCCACACUGUAAUGGAUGUGAGAAGACAAACUUCUGACACACCUUCGGCCAGAAAUGACAUUGCCAAAUAUUGUAGGCGACCUCAACUUCAUCUACAGACUGAUGACAGAGGGAAUGAGGUCAUGCCAAAGGCCCCAUUCUGCCUCAAUAAGGGUCAGAGGAAGGUUUUGUGUGAGUAG
Chenopodium quinoa (quinoa) is the source of this 1782-nucleotide messenger RNA. RefSeq lists its product as uncharacterized. The record is from RefSeq and is a predicted model, not a curated record. NCBI's taxonomy places the organism in Eukaryota, Viridiplantae, Streptophyta, Magnoliopsida, Caryophyllales, Amaranthaceae. The transcript is spliced from 3 exons. The coding region runs from base 1 to 1782 and encodes 593 amino acids.